This is a messenger RNA of Bufo gargarizans (Asiatic toad), 2196 nucleotides long. RefSeq lists its product as uncharacterized. The transcript has 3 exons. The record is from RefSeq and is a predicted model, not a curated record. Bases 76 to 2196 code for a protein of 706 amino acids. Lineage: Eukaryota; Metazoa; Chordata; Amphibia; Anura; Bufonidae.
UUCUCUUUUUCUCCUCUAGUGCUAUUUUUGCUGCUCCGGUCGGGGUGACUAACCCCUGCCUUUUGCUACUUCACCAUGUCUGUCAGAAAGAAUUCCGUUGCCUCUGUGGCCCCUAGUGAAGCCCCCCAAGUAGAUCAGGGUUCCCCUGCGCAGGAUAGGAGGUCCGAGGUGAUCCACCCGGACGACCAUGAGGUGGCACUGCAAAGAUCCAUAUCUAAUGCCAUUAUAACCGCCAUGGGUUCGAUGUCAUCUGCAUUGACCCAGUCUAUAUCUCAGGCCCUUAUGGCGCGCCCUGCUACUACUACCCAGGUUUUGGUCCCACCUCCAGGACCACCUCCUAUUGUCUCCAGAACACCUCAGAUUGAUGGGCCAUCCCCAUCCCAAGACAACGCGCUUCAGUCGCGUAAACGAGCUUGUACCCGCCAGGCAGAAAAAACGCGGGCAUGGAAGACUGCCAGGUCUCUACCUGAGCCUAGGUCAGACUCUGAUAGGGAGUCAGAGGAGGAGACUCAUGACAACGUCUAUGAAUUGACGGAUGAGGUGGAGGACGAUUUGGCGGAUAUUGCUGUGGAUCCGGUUCGUAAUCUAGACCCGGAAGCCCCGUUACUACAACAGGGAUCAGCAGAGGAUCUCUUAUUGGAUCCGUCUGGGGAACCGCUGUUUAACCCCGAGGAGCUGCAUCAUCCCCGCUCCGCGGAAUGGAUGCCCGCCACACAUGUGGCGCAGUAUAUGGAGGCUCGCAUACGCAAUCCGCUUAGUAAGGAAUCGCGUAAUAAGUUGCGGGCGGAGUGCCCUCGUCCUUUAAUACCACACAAAGUGUGCGAGACGCCAUCAGUGGAUCCAAAGAUGGUCCAGUUUCUGGCGAAGACGGGGUUUAACCCCCGUAAAGGGCUAGACGCGGCCUUGAAGGCUGUCCAAGACAAGCUACUGGACAUUACAGGUCCUUUAGCAAAGAUUUUCGAUUUGGCUGAGUCCGCUAUCGCGGCAGGUAGCCAGGUAGACCCUAUAGAAUUGAGAGGUUGGGCCCAGCGAGCCAUAUGCGUAGUGGGAAAUACCAAUACCUCGCUCGCCAUUGAAAGGCGGAAGGCAAUACUAAUUAAGAUCGAGCCAAAGCUCUCGAACUUGGCAUUGACUGAAGCGGGCAAGGACGCCCAGGGGUUGCUCUUUGGCGACUCUUUUAUUAAAGAGCUAGGGAAAUAUGUAGGAGCUUUUACGGCUCUUGAUAAAGCCCAGACUUCGAUGCGUCGAGUCUUUCAAGGGCGUUUUUCCAACAGGGCCGGCAGUGCUAGGGGCCGACUGUCCGGCCGUUCCAACUUUCAUGCCAGAGGUUCCGGCAGAGGCUCCUUUAAUUAUAGAGCAUCCCUCCAGGAUCAGAGACAUCAGCCGUCCUUUUUUCCCUCACGAGGCGCUCCCUUCAGGUCACGAGGUUUCCGAGGGAAUCCAGGCUCCCGUCGACCAUUCGGUAAGUUAUGUUCUUCGUCCCCCUCCUUUUUUAGACCAUUUAGUCGGGGGCAGACUCCGAUUCUUUUCUCAUGUGUGGUCAGGCAUAACCUCAGACCAAUGGGUCCUUUCUACUGUGCAGGGGUUCACAAUAGAUCUGAUUGCCGAUCCGAGCUCCAUCCCAGCCCCCCCUACGGUACCACUGUCCUAUGCGGCACGGUCCCAAUUUCAGAGGGAAUUGUCGGAUCUUCUGCAGAAAGGCGCGAUCGAACGCGCACCGGAGAAUCGUGGGGGUGUCAUCAGCAGUAUUUUCCUGGUGCAAAAGAACAAUUUUGUACAAUACCGACAUUUCAAGAUGGAGGGCAUCCAUCUUUUGAGGGAUCUGCUCCUUCCAGGCGAUUGGUUGGCCAAGAUAGAUCUCCAAGACGCCUAUCUCACGGUCCCAGUGUCCCCCUCUUCAAGAGACCUGCUGCGGUUCCUGUGGAACGGUCAGGCCUGGCGCUUCACCUGCCUUCCGUUCGGCCUGUCCUCCGCCCCCUGGUGCUUUACCAAGAUCAUGCGCCCAGUGGUGGCUUGGCUUCGCAGCAGAGGUGUUCGUCUGAUCGUCUACCUGGACGAUAUCUUGAUCAUGGCCCAAUCACGGGCUCUCUUGUUGAGACACCUCCACUUGACGAGUUCUCGGGUUUCCAGGUGAACUCGGAAGAAUUAUCCCUCAGUCUUCCACUCUCGAAAGUCAAGGCUAUCCGCAAGGAGUAG